This is a messenger RNA of Penicillium riverlandense, 1281 nucleotides long. RefSeq names its product N-acetylglucosamine-6-phosphate deacetylase. The record is from RefSeq and is a predicted model, not a curated record. Gene Ontology annotation, molecular function: N-acetylglucosamine-6-phosphate deacetylase activity. Gene Ontology annotation, biological process: N-acetylglucosamine catabolic process. The transcript has 2 exons. Lineage: Eukaryota; Fungi; Ascomycota; Eurotiomycetes; Eurotiales; Aspergillaceae. The coding region runs from base 1 to 1281 and encodes 426 amino acids.
AUGCCCGGCAAGACGGCCUCCCACCCGCGCAUCACCAAGUUCACGAACUGCCGGCUGGUGCGCGGCUCUGAGCUCGUCGAGCAGGACCUCUGGAUCGACUCGCUGUCCGGCAAGAUCCUCAAGGACCAGGAGGCCUUUUAUGAACUGCUCCUCUCCCCCGACGAGAUUAUCGAUCUGGGCGGCCGCAUUCUGGCCCCCGGUCUGAUCGAUGUGCAGCUGAACGGCGCGCAGGGCUUUGACUUCUCGGUGCCCUGCGAGACCAAGGAGGAGUACGAUGAGGGCAUGCGCAUGGUCAAUCACGGUCUGGCCCGCACCGGUGUGACGUCCUACCUGCCGACGGUGAUUAGCUCCACGCCCGAGGUCUACUGGAAGGUGUUGCCUUCUCUGGGCCCCUCUGCGAGUACUCUCCGCCCCGAAGACGGCGCCGAGUCCCUGGGUGCACACGUCGAGGGCCCCUUUCUCAGCGCCGGCCGCAAUGGCAUCCACAAGCCCGAAGUGCUGCGCGCCGCUCAGAACUUGGAGGAUCUGUUGCAUUGCUACGGCGCCGAGCAUCUGAACACCCCGGGCCCCAUCAAGAUGAUCACCGCCGCCCCGGAGGUGGGCAACAUGAUGUCGCAGAUCCCCGAGAUCACAAAGCGCGGAAUCAUCUUCUCCAUUGGUCACUCAGACGCCACUUACGAACAGGCUGUGUCGGCCACGCACCAGGGCGCGCGCAUGAUUACCCACCUUUUCAACGCCAUGCGGCCCUUCUACCACCGCAACCCGGGCAUCUUCGGUCUACUGGGCCAGAGUGAGCGGCGCCGCCCGUUCUACGGGGUCAUUGCCGACGGCAUCCAUCUGCAUCCUACCUCCAUCAAGAUCGCAUACAACGCGCAUCCGGACGGGCUGGUGCUGGUCACGGAUGCAAUGCGCCUCUGUGGGUUGCCGGAUGGUGUGUACGACUGGACCAACGGCGAGCGCAUUGUCAAGACCGGUGCUCGGCUGACCCUGGAGGGAUCCGAUAAGAUUGCUGGCAGCUCGGCCACGCUCAUCGAGUGUGUGAACAACUUCCGUCGCUGGUCGGGUUCCUCCACGGCGGACGCGAUCAAUGCCGUCACGGCCACGCCGGCACGCUUGCUGGGCCUGCAGGGCGUCAAGGGGUCGCUGGAGAGCGGCGCCGAUGCCGAUCUAGUUGUGCUGGGUGAAAAGGAGGACGUUGACUCGGGUCGGACACUGACGGUUGACCAGGUGUGGAAGCUUGGGGUCAAAAUCCAUGAUACCGAGAAGGCGGCGGCGAUUUGA